Molecule: messenger RNA, 2489 nt
Organism: Humulus lupulus (European hop)
Lineage: Eukaryota; Viridiplantae; Streptophyta; Magnoliopsida; Rosales; Cannabaceae
Product: subtilisin-like protease SBT2.4
Exons: 10
Coding region: 1-2475 (824 amino acids)
Biological process (GO): proteolysis
Molecular function (GO): serine-type endopeptidase activity
Source: RefSeq, a predicted model, not a curated record
AUGAAUGGAAUGACCAGUUCAUGUACUUCAAUUCUAAAGCUUGAAGUGCUUUUCAUUUUGGUGAUAUUCACUGCAUGUAUAGCAGAAGAACGAGCUUUGUUCAUGGUUAUGAUGGAAGGAAAGCCCGUUGCAUUCCAUGGACGUAGUUCUCAUUCUCAUGAAGACAAUCGUUUUGACCCAAAAAGUGAGGUUUCCAAGGCCCAUGCAAAGCGAUUGGUGGAUUCUCACGACCAACUUUUAAUGACGACUUUAGAGAGAGGAAGCUACAGCAAGCUUUACAGCUUCAAGCACGUACUUAAUGGCUUUGCCGUCCAUACCACCCCUUCUCAGGCCUCAAAACUCAAAUAUGCUGAAGGAGUGAAACUAGUAGAGAAAGAUAGAGGAGCCAGAUUGAUGACAACAUACACCCCUGAAUUCCUAGGACUACCUCAAGGAGUUUGGACAGAGGAAGGAGGAGAAAGAAACGCUGGUGAUGGAAUUGUGAUUGGUUUUGUGGACACAGGCAUUGACCCAACACACCCGAGCUUUGCUUUUGACCCCCUUAACCCUUUUACCUCCAAUAUUUCUUCUCAUUUCUCUGGUGCUUGUGAGUCUGGUCCCCGGUUUCCCGCCACUUCUUGCAAUGAUAAACUAAUCUCAGCCAGAUUCUUCUCUGCUGGGGCUCAAGCGGCUGCUACUCUCAAUACUUCUGUGGAUUUUCUUUCACCCUUCGAUGCAGUUGGACACGGCAGUCAUGUGGCAUCAACAGCGGGUGGAAAUGCUGGAGUUCCGGUGGUUGUAAAUGGCUUCUUUUAUGGACUAGCCAGUGGGAUGGCACCUCGUGCCCGAAUCUCUGUGUACAAAGCUGUCUAUCCAACUGUAGCAACUUUAACGGACGUGGUUUCAGCCAUUGAUCAAGCAAUACUAGAUGGAGUGGACAUCCUAACACUAUCGGUUGGACCAGAUGAACCACCUGAAGAUACAGUCACAUUUCUUAGCAUAUUUGAUAUUGCCAUGCUUUAUGCCCGACGAGCUGGAGUUUUUGUGGUCCAAGCAGCAGGCAACAAAGGCCCAGGUCCUUCCACCGUAGUGUCGUACAGCCCGUGGGCCGUAGGAGUAGCCGCCGCAAGUACAGAUAGAAGCUACCCUGGUUGUCUUCUUCUUGGAAAUGGCCAAGAAAUUGGAGGCGUCGGAUUAUCAGGACCAUCUUUUGGAGAUGGGUUUUUCUUACUUAGGCUGGUAUUAGCAAAGGAUGCUGUGAAGGCAAAUGGAUCCUUUCCCAAAACGGCGGCGUAUAUUGACGAGUGUCAAUAUCCGGAAGCUUUUGACCCAAUUGUAGUCAAAGGAAGUAUUGUGAUAUGUACCUUCUCGGAGGGGUUCUUCAAUGGGACCUCCACUGUUACCGCCGUAACCCACACGGCAAAAGCUUUAGGAUUUUCAGGUUUUCUUCUUGUAGCGAAUCCUACCUAUGGUGAUUUCGUUGCCGAGCCUAUACCCUUUGACGUUUCUGGCAUUUUGAUCCCAAAAGUAGCUGAUGUUCAGGUUAUAUUGCACUACUAUGAAGAACGUACAAAUAGGGACGAGAAAGGAUGUGUAAGGAGAUUCAGGGCGAAAGCCUCAAUAAGGGAAGGAAGAGUUGCUUCUUUCAAUGGCCAAGAACCCACUGUUAGCAGAUUCUCUUCGAGAGGACCCGAUAUUAUUGAUGCGGAUAGAAACCCAACUGAUGUUUUAAAGCCUGAUAUUCUAGCCCCUGGCCACCAAGUUUGGGCAGCGUGGAGCCCCAUGAGUGUCUUGGAACCAGCACUAGAGGGAUUCAGAUUUGCUUUAUUAUCUGGUACAAGCAUGGCGACGCCACACGUUGCUGGAAUAGCAGCACUUAUAAAGCAGCUCAAUCCUUCAUGGACACCAUCCAUGAUUGCAUCCGCCAUUGCCACCACAGCCACUAAGUAUGAUCAAAACAAUGGAAGGAUUAUAAUGGCUGAAGGAUACGGUAUUAGUAGUUUGUAUCCCUCCACUGCUUUUGAGUUAGGUUCUGGCCUUGUCUCUCCUAAGCGUGCCAUUGAUCCUGGCCUGGUAUUUUCUUCAGGAUAUGAAGAUUACAUUGCUUUCUUGUGUUCAUUGCCUGGAAUGGAUCCAGCUACAAUAAAAAAUGUCAUUGGAGAAAGCUGCAAUUACUCGCUCACUCACCCGGACAAUCUGAACCUGCCUUCAAUAACAAUUUCAGCAUUAACCGGAUCUAGAUCAGUUCGUCGAACUGUCAAGAAUGUACAGAGAAUGCCAGAGACUUACCUCUGCGCAGUGUUGCCUCCCAAUGGGACUACAGUAAACGUGCAUCCACCGUGGUUCACUAUAGCUUCGCAAGGAAGCCAACAGUUGGAUGUUGAAUUUAGUGUGACCAAAAUAAUGGAUGACUUCAGCUUUGGUGAAAUUGUUCUGACCGGGAGUUUAAAUCAUAUUAUCAGGAUACCAUUGUCAGUUCAUCCUAUUAAAGUAUAGAGACAUAAUGAAGA